GAAUGUUCCGACGCAUUAUGUUCGUACGAUUUGUCUUUUUUUAGGCUUUUAUAAAAAAAAACAAUUGUUAAUAUUGUCAUUGUGUACUUAUUUUUAAAUCGAAGAUAAAGUACGAAAGUAAAUAAAUAAGGAACGUGAAAAUAAAAGCUUAAUAGUUUAAAACAUGAAGCAAGUGAUUUUGAGGCGUUGUGUAGUGUUAACUAUUAGUGUGAUAGAAGUAUUUGAAAUGAAGUUCGUUCACCGUUGCGUGUGUUGCGUCUCUUUCCCUCCGGUUGGAAUGUGUAACGCAACGCAUUUGGAAGAGGGACGUUUUCAUGGCGAAAUGACGGGUCCCGAUCAAAACUAGAAUAAAUGCGUGCUAUUUUCACAUGAACUCGCUACGUUCUAAAGUUAAACGUAGUUGGCCGGCAUUAAUUUUAGUGGGCUCUCGCCGCCUGGCGUUUCUGGUCCUCGCGAGUUUUCGUCCCAUCCCCGAGAACGAGAAUGUGUCAAGAUGCGACCUGUGCCCUCCCUAUGUGGCGUCGUCACGGCUCUGCUUCAUGUCUUAGCUGGCUGUGCACACGGACAAAGGCAAGAGUUGGGCAUGUCGUUCACCAGACACCCUCAGCCCCUAGAAGCACCGAUCGGCGAUGACGUGAAUUUUGAGUGCAAUCUAAACCUCGCCGCAGACCGAUUUUCGUGGCGUCAUAGACCCUUGGGGUCCGACAAAUGGCUACCUGUUCUACAUACACCUGCCAACGGCGGUAAAACUUCUAGACACGUGGUGAAUUUCGAUAACGAAUCGAAAGCCGGGGAUUAUCGUUGUAUAGCGUAUUAUGGUUCAAGUGGCUUAGCUUCUAAUCCUGCACGACUGACGCUUGCGACGUUGCAGAAGUUUUCUGACAAGAAUGACAUUGUUAUAAAGGUUGCAGCAGGAAAUACCGUGCCUAUCACGUGCCCUGUGCCUUACUCAGCCCCAGACGCCAUAGUUCAGUUUUAUAAAGACAAUACCGCAAUAAAUAAUCUUAUACAAAGAGACGACGUGAUUGGCAGUAAAACUAUGGUUAUCGAGAACGCUAAAGUGUCGGACAGCGGAGCGUACCACUGUACCGCUACUAAUUACAUAAGCUCGCAAACGUACAGUAGCAACCAUAAGACUAUUUUGAACGUGCACUCGAAUACCAGUUUCCAAGCUCCAUACUUUAUAAAACAACCGCAGACGGAAUACAAAGUUUUGAAAGGUAAAAAUGUGACUCUGGAAUGCUUUGGCGCUGGGUAUCCAGUACCGUAUGUAGCUUGGAGUAGACUGGGUAGUCCACUGCCACCGAAUUCCACCAAAACCUCGAUGGGGUUAACGAUAGUGAAUGUCCAACCGACUGACAGAGGAGAGUAUGACUGUAUAUGGAGUAAGAACGGUGUACAUAUCAAGUCUGUGAUCAUAUUAAAGGUAAUGGAGGCACCUGAAGUAAUUAAGCCACCAAAGGCAUCUACGUUUUCUGAGGGAGGAGAAUUGGAGCUGUCUUGCUCGGUCACUGGGGAGCCACAACCGAAAAUUGAAUGGUUGAUUAACGGGGAAUCUUUGGCACCCAGUGAGAACGUGGAAAUUAAGGGUUCUAUGUUGCUCAUUUCUGAAGUCGAAAAGAAACACGCUGGUAUUGUUCAAUGCGUUGCGAGCAACGAGUACGGCUCUCAUUCUGGGUGCAAUCUGUUGAGAGUGAAUCCUAAGCAACACAUAGGAACGGCUGAACCGAGACCAGACUAUGGAAUCCCUAAUUCGAGGCAUAAACAUACUAGAGGUGGAGGUAGAAGGAGGAAUAAGGAGGGAAAACGAAAAGGCACUGCAGUGUUAGUACCACCAAACCAGCCAAAUGUCACGAGACUCUCGGACGUGUCAGUAAUGGUUAUAUGGUCUGUGCCUAACAAUACAGGCUUGCCAAUUCAGUUUUUCAAAGUUCAGUACCGGGAACUUGGACAAAAAAUGAACGGCAAGCAAGCAAAAUGGAUGACCGCGAACUCUGAAAUACCGAAACACGUACGUUCGUUCGAGGUCACGGAUUUGCAGCCCAACCAUACUUAUCGAUUCAGGAUCGCUGCAGUUUAUUCGAACAACGAUAACAAAUUGAGUCCGAACUCCGUGCGUUUCCAUUUGAAUAAAGAUGGAGGAUUCGAAAGUAAUAAGAUGCCAAUACCUUUACUGACAAACACCGAGGCGUUAGGACCGCAGGAGGUAUUACUCAUUUGGCAGAAUCCGGAUAAAUCUGCCGACAUCGAUGGUUUCUACGUGUACCAUCGAGCCUCCACGUCGGCUGGAGACUACAUGAAAACUGCAGUGGCGGGAAAGGACUCUUACAACAUAACUAUUUCUCAUUUACAACCUGACACGACGUACGAGUUCAAGGUGCAAAGCUUCUCGGUGGACGCUGCCUCUGAGUUCUCGCAAAUUCUUCGACAGAAAACGAAAAAGGUUGUGAACGAAAAUAAUGAUCGUAACGACGACAAUCGUAAUAGUCACGGUAGUAAUUUGACGCUGGACAGUCGGGUGAGACCAGCGGAGGAUAAAAACGUAAAUAUGUACGCGAUUGUUGGUGGAGUUCUUGGUGGUUCGACGUUACUGUGCGGCUUGGGUGUGGUAGCAGUAGUCUAUAAAAGGACUAAACACAAGCAGAGUCGGGAAUCUUCGCAAAGCGAAGGGAAACCGAUAACAAACGGAAGAGUAAUGAACGGCGGAGUCACCGACUCCAAAAUAAAUAUAACUUCGAAUCCACUUGCUGGUCUCGAUACGUCCGAAGAUAUAAUACAGCCUAAGAGCGGGGAGCAACAAUCGCCGAUGGAAAUGGCCUCGUUUCUAAACGGGCAAAACAACAACAGCAACAACCAUAACAACAGUGACACAGCUGGAACUACAGACGUGAACACGUCAUAUACUGAGCCUCCACUGCUACAGGGAUCACUGCCUAUUGAACAACCUCUGUGAACAACAUUGUACGAAUGUAUCGCGCCUGACUCUAGAAUCUUAUAAGAUUUAGUUUAGUCCUUGUAUUGAAGCGAAACGACGUGAAUUUGUGGAACGAAAUUAGUACAAAUCUGUACGAGGGCACGUCGUUUUUAUCGGGAUACUUAGUGAGAAUUUCUUAACGUAUAGAUCACCUUUAGGUUUAGAACGAACAAACUGUUGCAAGACAUUUCUUACAGGGUGUUGUGUAAUAGGUAUGCUCAAAUAUUUCAGUGAAUUAGACGUGUAUUCGUCUAGUGAUUUUGUAUCCUAUGCAUUCAAUUUUUGUGCGAUAAAUAUCAAUCUUAAAAGCUCAACGUAGAAUUAGAAAAUGAAUUGUUCGAUCAUGAAAUGGGUACGUUUCAAUCUAUUAUGUACCUGCUUGAUAUUUCUCUCUUUCUUUUUUCGUAUCUCUUUAUGCCCGUUUCAUGGUCGACGAUUAGUGAGCUUGGAUGUAAUUAGAGUCGCGUGAAUGAAAACCCUUUAGUCGUACAAGCUUAUCGUUGAAUGGUUUUUCCUUUGUGACGUUAUUUUUUAUCGCGUGCGCGCGCAGUUCUAUAUUAAUUUUAUUCCAGGCAGCUUUUUAUGCGUUAUAUUGUUUCCUAAUUUAAAUUAAUUGACGUCCAUUAUUUCAUAUUGUACAUACACGAAAUGUUAGUAGCUAUGCGUCAAAUUAAGACACGAAUGAAAUUGUGCCUAAUGAAAAAAGACAGCUGUGCUCCGUGUCUUACAAAUUAGAUGUACAAUUUUUAAAGUUAUGUAGAACGUUUUGGAAUCAUAUCAUUUUUUAUUUAAUACACUAUCAUCAAACAGAUACGCAUUAUAAAUCGCAAACGCAUUGCUACAUAGAAUAAUAGAAAUAUUUCAAUCAUAUGUCGCUAACAGUAUUUGUUAUGUAUUAUAACAAAGUUAACUCGUAAUAACAGUAUUUCCCUAGCUUCAAAUUAGAUGCAACCAUUUUCGUUCUUUUAGUGGUAAAUGUUGUAUUCUUGACGGUAAUCAAGCUUUACAA
Molecule: messenger RNA, 3983 nt
Organism: Megachile rotundata (alfalfa leafcutting bee)
Lineage: Eukaryota; Metazoa; Arthropoda; Insecta; Hymenoptera; Megachilidae
Product: interference hedgehog
Biological process (GO): nervous system development; axon guidance; cell-cell adhesion
Cellular component (GO): plasma membrane; axon
Molecular function (GO): protein binding
Source: RefSeq, a predicted model, not a curated record